Messenger RNA from Xenopus laevis (African clawed frog), 1930 nucleotides. It is a transcript of the gene wipi2.L, whose product is annotated as WD repeat domain, phosphoinositide interacting 2 L homeolog. Gene Ontology annotation, biological process: protein localization to phagophore assembly site; response to stress. NCBI's taxonomy places the organism in Eukaryota, Metazoa, Chordata, Amphibia, Anura, Pipidae. The record is from RefSeq and is marked provisional. Gene Ontology annotation, molecular function: phosphatidylinositol-3-phosphate binding. Gene Ontology annotation, cellular component: phagophore assembly site membrane; autophagosome.
ACAAGAUGGUAUGUGGAGGCUCCGCUGUGUUUUUAGUCGGUGACUGACCCGGAUAUUAAACAGGUUGGCACUGGGAAAGCGUCAUGAACCUGGCAAGUCAGAGCGUGGAUGCAGCGGCCGGACAGCUUCUUUUCGCUAACUUCAACCAGGAUAACACAUCAUUGGCUGUUGGUAGCAAAUCUGGCUACAAGUUCUUCUCUCUCUCUUCAGUGGAUAAACUUGAGCAGAUAUAUGAAUGCACUGACACAGAGGAUGUCUGCAUUGUUGAGAGGCUAUUUUCAAGUAGUCUGGUUGCUAUCGUGAGCCUCAAAGCACCUCGAAAACUUAAAGUCUGUCAUUUUAAGAAAGGGACUGAGAUAUGCAACUACAGCUACUCCAACACAAUUCUUGCUGUGAAACUGAACCGUCAAAGACUGAUUGUUUGUCUGGAGGAAUCGCUCUACAUUCACAAUAUAAGGGAUAUGAAGGUCUUGCACACUAUUCGAGAAACACCACCCAACCCUUCAGGGCUGUGUUCGCUGUCCAUUAAUGGAGAAAAUUGCUACCUAGCAUAUCCCGGAAGUGCAUCCAUUGGUGAAGUCCAGGUGUUCGACACUGUUAAUCUGAGAGCUGCCAACAUGAUCCCUGCGCAUGACAGUCCUCUAGCAGCUUUAGCUUUUGAUGCUAGUGGGACUAAACUUGCUACAGCAUCAGAAAAGGGCACAGUAAUUCGUGUGUUUUCUAUUCCAGAGGGGCAGAAACUUUUUGAGUUUCGAAGGGGUGUCAAAAGGUGUGUGAGCAUUUGUUCGCUGGCUUUCAGCAUGGACAGCAUCUUCCUUUCUGCCUCAAGUAACACAGAGACGGUGCACAUCUUCAAGUUGGAGACAAUCAAAGAAAAACCUCCUGAAGAACCUACAAGCUGGACUGGAUAUUUUGGAAGAGUCAUCAUGGCAUCUACAAGCUAUUUACCUUCCCAAGUCACAGAGAUGUUUAACCAGGGCAGGGCAUUUGCAACUGUACGGUUACCUUUCUGUGGACACAAGAACAUCUGUGCUUUAGCUACGAUUCAGAAGAUCUCCCGUCUUCUGGUUGGGGCAGCAGAUGGUUAUUUAUACAUUUACAACUUUGAUCCCCAGGAGGGAGGGGAGUGCACUCUGAUGAAACAACACAAGCUUGAUGGGAGCAUGGAACCUUCAAGUGAAAUUCUUGAGUCUUCAUCCCACGACAGGCAAGUAGGGGCGCAGACGUAUAGCGCUACAGUGACAAAAACGUAUCCACCGCCAUCUCCAACAAGACAUGCCUAUGCUGAUGAUCUGGGCGCUGUCGGAGGAGCCAGUGAGGAAGAUGAAAUGGGCAAUCUUCGGCUAGAUGAGGAUAAUGAAAACCCACCUAUGAUUCUACAAACCGAGUGACGGGAUUUGCGUGAGCUUUUUAUUUCACAGAACUCUGACACCUCCAACUCUUGUCCCCCCUUAUUUGCUGCUAUAGACUUGAAGAAGAAAUGAGGAGCACUAAGAGAUGACAUCUGCAGUAUCUAUAGUCUCCAUUCUAGGAAGAGGAGGGGGUUAUCAACUCAAGCAAUUUUCUUUGAUUUCAGUGGCUUCUAAGUCCUUUCUGUUUUAACAGCUUUGCUUUUUGUUGCCAAAUUGUACUUGCACCUAGCGUUGCAUGGCAUCGUUUGCAAUUCACACAUAAAAAGAUACAAAACUGCUAAAGGUAUCUGACUUUGGGUCCUUCUUUUAAACAGUUGAAUGUGUGUAUAUUUCUUUCCAUGUGUAAUCUGUACCAAUCUCUGUGUACAACAUAUACAAAAUAUGACAACAGAUUUUAAAAUAAGUUUAGGAUGAGGCAUUAAGCUCAAAUUACUGUUUUCUUCGAUGUUAUGAGAAGGUAGGCCAAGUGGGGGAAACUUUCCCGUACCUUGUGUAUUCAUGAUGGACCAUUUAAUAAA